Nematostella vectensis (starlet sea anemone) is the source of this 678-nucleotide messenger RNA. Its product is annotated as 50S ribosomal protein L27. Gene Ontology annotation, biological process: translation. The transcript has 4 exons. Gene Ontology annotation, cellular component: ribosome; mitochondrial large ribosomal subunit. The record is from RefSeq and is a predicted model, not a curated record. Gene Ontology annotation, molecular function: structural constituent of ribosome. Lineage: Eukaryota; Metazoa; Cnidaria; Anthozoa; Actiniaria; Edwardsiidae. Bases 49 to 513 code for a protein of 154 amino acids.
AAUGUUGCUACACUAUUAUCCAGGCCCUCUCUGUCGGACCAAUCCAAUAUGGCGGCCCGAGCGUUGUCUUGUUUAUGGAAGGAAUAUAGUCGCAUUUUAAUCCGCGAAAAAGCGCUCUCAUCAGUCAACUGUGCUCGAAAUGCUAGCAAAAAAGCCGCAGGCAGUACCAAGAACCAGGGCAAGAACAAGAAGGGGAAGCACCUCGGUAUAAAGAGACGAGAGGGUGAGGAUGUCAUUCCCGGCACUAUUCUCGUUCGGCAAAGGGGGUACAAGUAUCACCCAGGUGUAAACGUCGGAGUUGGCCGUGACCACACCCUGUUUGCACUUAGCGAAGGAAUGGUCCAAUUCAAGAGGGAACUCUUGGACCCUUAUCCUUGGGGGCUGGGCCGCAAGGGCCCUCUCCAUGAGCGCAAAUUUGUGCAUGUGCUUGAAAAAGACCCAAAAGGCAGCCCUGACCUUGUGUUAGUUCGACAUCCACUUGAUACUAUGAAAUCUGCAUCAAGUUAUUCUUGAGAAAGCUGUUAAUAUUCAAAAAGAGACUGUAAAAUAUGAAUCAAAUUCUUCUCAACAAAAUUUAAGAAAACUUUUGUUUAUAGAUGUGAAAGAUUAGAAGAAUCUGGUGAAGUUCUACUGAUAAGUUCUUGCAUAAAUUAAUAAAGGAAAUCCACAUAUUGCUCA